This is a messenger RNA of Lepisosteus oculatus (spotted gar), 4441 nucleotides long. It is a transcript of the gene trhr2, whose product is annotated as thyrotropin releasing hormone receptor 2. Gene Ontology annotation, cellular component: membrane. Gene Ontology annotation, biological process: phospholipase C-activating G protein-coupled receptor signaling pathway. The record is from RefSeq and is a predicted model, not a curated record. Lineage: Eukaryota; Metazoa; Chordata; Actinopteri; Semionotiformes; Lepisosteidae. Gene Ontology annotation, molecular function: thyrotropin-releasing hormone receptor activity.
AAAAUCAGACUAGAUUAUCAGAUUAGAUUCCUUCAUGCUGGUAGGAAUGACAAUUAAAAAUAAGGCUUUUGUCUUUGCUGUUCAUAAUGGAUACUGAAGAGCUAAGGCUUUGAUUUCCAUAGAUUCAUGCUAUGUACAGGCAGGGGACCCUGGUGCACAGCUAUAGGAUGACUUACAGGAGGAAAGGGAUCAGCUGAUUGAGAACUCCUCUAUAACUGACAGUGGAGAGCUCCUCAGCUGAAGCCGGAGAGACAGACACAUUCAGACAGGGAAGAGAAAGGUUAGGGAUAAGAACUGCACUCAAGCAAGAAGGACACAGCUCAACCCAAUACUGUGGGCAAUGCUGGAGAGCACAGAAAGUCACAUGCUAAUGUCAUUCUCUUGUGGAUAAUAAGUAACCUGAGGAAUUAAGUGUUUUAAGUCAUUCUGCCUCUACAAAUAACAGGUCACUGAAACAUCACCAAAAGGUAUGCAUCUGAGAGAACUGAACAGAAUGGGCUUUCAUUUUACCCCCCCGGAAAGCAGAAAUUACACUAAAACAAUAGAAAAAAAGGACAAAGGAAAUUAAUCUCAAAACACCCCCCGAAAAAAUUUAGUAUCGAAAUCACAGCCUCCCAGGGGUGACAACAAUUGUGAGCAGACAUGACAGAAAACAGCAGCAGGAUUGAAACCCCCACCAAUAUUUCUCUGGUCUCCAAUAUAGACCAGGUCUUAGGAUCCAUUGAGUACAAGACCGUCUCAGUGUUUCUGGUGCUCGUUAUCUGUGGGGUUGGCAUCAUUGGCAACAUCAUGGUGGUCUUGGUGGUCCUGACUACACGGCACAUGAGGACGCCCACUAACUGCUAUCUGGUCAGCCUGGCGGUAGCCGAUCUCAUGGUCCUGGUGGCUGCUGGGCUUCCUAACAUUUCUGACAGUCUGGCUGGAACGUGGGUCUAUGGACAUGCAGGCUGCCUUGGAAUAACCUACUUCCAGUAUCUGGGAAUUAAUGUGUCAUCUUCCUCUAUUACUGCUUUCACUAUAGAAAGAUACAUCGCUAUCUGCCAUCCAAUGAGAGCCCAGACGGUGUGCACGGUUUCGAGAGCCAAGCGCAUCAUCGGCGGGGUCUGGAUUGUGACCUCGGUCUACUGCAUGCUUUGGUUCUUCCUGGUCGACAUCCACGUUAGCAAGGAGGGUCACGUGGAGUGCAGCUACAAGGUCUCCCGGGAUCUCUACCUGCCCAUCUACCUCAUCGACUUCACCAUCUUCUACGUCGUCCCCUUGCUCUUGGCCAUCGUGCUCUACGGCCUGAUCGCCCGCAUCCUGUUUCUUAGCCCCAUCCCUAAUCGCGCUGACACCGCCACGACCCUGCGCAAGGGGGACCGGAGUCAGAAGGACAAGCCCGGGACGCAGGGGGGCGGUGGCAAGUCCCCCAACCGCCCGCGGACCAAAGGUGCAGUGUCCUCGAGAAAACAGGUGACCAAAAUGCUGGCCGUCGUGGUGAUCCUCUUUGCCCUGCUGUGGAUGCCAUAUCGCACCCUGGUGCUGGUGAACUCCUUCAUGAAGGAACCCUACUUGAACUCCUGGUUCCUCCUCUUCUGCCGCAUGUGCAUCUACGCCAACAGUGCCAUCAACCCGGUGGUGUACAACCUGAUGUCCCAGAAGUUCCGGUCUGCCUUCAGGAAGCUGUGCAAGUGCCAGGAGGAGGAGAACCAGCGGCGCACUAUGUGCAUGACCCCCACCAGCUACAGCAUGGUGAGGGACACGGUGACCGCAAGUCCAGAGGCCAACGGCAAGAAAGAGGAGAAAAGGCACGAGAAACGAGGGAAAGAGGUCAGCUUCCAAAACGAACAGACUGUAGUGAAAAAGGACGAGGAGCUCUACUUCAGUGUAGUUUAGCCUUCUGCCUUGCAGAGGGACUGCUUUGUCAAGCAACAGGCAAGAACUACAUCCUUUGCCAGAUGUGUGAUGUACUGUAAGAAGGCCCACAGAAGGGAAAAGCACUUUCUGAGGAGCAAACACAAAACUUUGGGCUUUGGGAAGUCCCCACAUCUUUCAUGUUUGUCAAGAACAAAAGCCUUCAAACAACACUAUAGGAAGAAAAGCGUGCAUAGCAGUGAAAAUUGCUUAUUUAAUUUUAAAAAAUGAUCAACAUGAAAGAUCACUCCAAGAAAAAAUGUAACCAUGUUAAGAGAAUUGUUCUACAGCAGUCCAUUCUCAAAAUUCACCUUCAUGAACUGAUAUCCAAACCAUUGAUUUUUUUGCUAAAAGACGAACAGGCACCACUGGCCAACUGAAAAAUUGCAUGGUUGACACAAAGCAUCACGUUUUUGCAGAUGACAGUAUCUAAUAAAAACAACACCACUUGGUGUUAUCAGAUAAAUCCAGAACAAGUGACUUUACCAUUGAGAGAACCAGCAGCAUUUCCCCUCGUGAGAUGCCCUUCAAGGAAAAUGUUAAUCUGGAAGCAUGACAAAGCUGCUUUUUGAACAUCCUGCACAUAAAAUGAAGGACUAAUGUCAGGCUUGGAUGGGUUUGCACGAUAAGCGUUGACACAUCAUUCAUCAUAAUGAUGUCAACUAUAUGAGUUGCUGCUGCUGUGUGGCGUAUAAUUGCUGUCUUGGCCAUCAAGUCUGCAGCCUCCCAGCAGCUCAAGGUAAAGACACAUCACCUCUUCUGCAACAGCUCGACCCCCCAAAGAGCUGCAGUUCUCAUGAGAGAAAAAGCUGAAAAAGCCUGAACUUGCUGUGUACAAUAGUGAUUUUACUAGUCAAUGUUAUUUUCACACUGUUUCUCAACUCUCUCAGGGUGUGGCCCAGAUCCAGAUGAAAAAGCACACCGCAUCUCCUAGGUCUUAACUUUUACUGCGCACAAGAACAGAAUGGAUAAUUUAAAAAAUGCAUUCUAGGAAGGAAUCCUCAGUUUGUAGUUUGUAGCUAUGUUCAUGAACAAUGUGCCUACUGUAUCUGUUUUUCAAGAAUAUAGAAGUUGAUAAAAAAGCAGUUUGUAACAAUUCCUCAGUUUAAGAAGAAGAACAGAAAACAAGGAAGCUUUCUACAAUCAAAAUUAAACACAGCAAUGCUGUGGCAGCACAAUGUUUUGUCCCAGGUUCCUCCUGUAGCGAGCUAAUGUUAGGAAGACCAUCUGUCUCUUAGCAGGAGCAGUAGAAAAUGAAAUGGUUCCUGCGAUGCAUAAAAAAGGAAAUAGUUUGUAAACUGAUUAAUUCAGCCAUGCAUGUAAAGCAGUUCAGAAUGAGAAGAAAAAGGUGGAAUGUUGAUGCAGCAACAGAGAUUCUCACAGAAGAUGUAUGAUAUAUAAUAAGAGAAAAUAUGUUCUAUAUAUAUAUACUUGGUAUAUGCAGUAUUGUAUAAAAGUAGCGGAAAAUACAGAGCUUAGGGAAUAAAGAGGGGUUACAAACAACAGCAGACCAUUCAGGCAGUCUUGCUCAUCAAGCUGUUUUUAGCAAAGUUCACCUAAGAAUACCUUUACAUACAACUCACAUACUGUACUGUACAAGUGGUUAUAAAGUUAGUGGACUCAGUUAAGCAUCAGAUUUGUGAAAACAGUGAGAAUAAGAAGAACACAACCCCUUUGGCAAUGACACCACACCACAGAAGAUAUUUAAUUGACCCUCCAUUUGUAUUCAUGAUGCCUUGAUUACAUAUUCCAGUGGACAGUGUGUUCCCUAUAGACCUCAUUGUAACAGUACCAAAUUAUAUGUUCCAGGAAGCACAUAAAAACUCCUCAUGACAGUCAUUUGAAAAGGACAAAUAACUUUAUAAGCACCCUCUAUUUUAUCUAUAGUAAACAUACAAAAUAUUUACAAACGAUACCUAAAGAAACCAACAUCAUUUUAAAAGUUUUUUAAGUUAAACUUUCAGAAUGUUAUCUUAUUCAUUAUGAUUACACAAAUUAUGAGCGUACUGAAAGCUUGUUACUUCAAUGUUGUGUUAUCAGUAUUUUGUCUCAGUCUUCAAUAAUGUGCUUGAAGAUGCAUUUCAGUAUUACAAAGGGAAAACUUUCUAUGUAAAUAUAUGUUUUAUAUGCAUGCUGUAUUCAUGUUUAUGGUUUCCCCAAAAUUAAUAAAUUUGAGCAAAUGAAAAACAAAACAUACUCCAUAGUUUAUUUUAUCUUAAAACUUUUAAAGAAAAUUUGUGCUGACAUUUCCCAGAAUCUAUAAGAGGAGUAUGGUGUAUGCAGCUAAUGGAAUGCAGAUGUGAUUAAAUAUAUUUCUAAGACUAUACUUCUAAAAAUAAGUAACCAUUUUUAAAAAUUCUUACAACACAUUUUGAUAUUGGAUUACGAAAAUGCAAUUACAAAAAUGUACUUAGCUGAAUUAAAUUGGAAAUACAGUCCAAUGGGUGCAUUUCUUUCUUUUAUUUUUAACAGUUCUGGAUUUGAGCAUUUCUGGAGUUCAGUGCCGUCUUCGUGUUUUUUACUCCCUCAGGGUGUGUUCUAGAAGGAA